AUGGCCGCGGCCGCGCUGCCGCUGCUGCUGCUGCUUUGCUCCAAAAAUCCCCAAAAUUGCCCCAAAUUCUGCCCCGGGACCCCCCAAAACUGCCCCGAAACUUCUCGUGGGAUUGAGCCCCAAAAUUCCCAAAAUUGCCCCAAAAAUCCUCAAAAUUGUCCGGAAAAUUCUGAAAAUUGUCCCGAAAAUCCCCAAAAUUGUCCCGAAAAUUCCCAAAAUUGCCCCAAAACCCCCUCGGAGACUGACCCUGAAAAUUCCCAAAAUUGCCCCAAAAUUUUCCCCAAAAAUCUUCAAAAUUGCCCCAAAAAUCCCCAAAACUGCCCCGAAAACUCCUCCGGGAUUGAGGCGGAAAUUGCCCAAAAUUGCCCCGAAAAUUCCCAAAAUUGCCCCGAAAAUCCCCAAAAUUGCCCCGAAAUUUCCCCCGAGAUCGACCCCGAGAAUGGGCUGCUGGUGCUGACCGUGGCCACGGCUCGGACCGACGGCUUCCGGCGCUUCCUGCGCUCGGCCCGGGCGUUUAAUUACACCGUUAUGACGCUGGGCCUGGGCCGGCGCUGGCGCGGGGGGGACGUGGCGCGCAGCCCCGGCGGGGGACAGAAGGUUCGGUGGCUCCGGGCGGCGCUGCGGCCGCUGCGGCACCGGCACCGCCUCGUGCUGCUCUUCGUCGACAGCUACGACGUGGUGUUCGCGGGGGGCCCGCGGGAGCUGCUGGCCAAGUUCGGGGCCGCGGGCUCGGGGGUCCUGUUCGCUGCCGAGGGGUUCUGCUGGCCCCAGGGGGGUCUGGCCCCACUGUACCCCCCCGCCCCCCCCGGGGGGAAACCCUUCCUCAACUCCGGGGGCAUCGUGGGCUACGCCCCGGCCCUGUGGGCUCUGGUGGAGCGUUGGCACUUCCGGGACGACGACGACGAUCAAUUAUUUUAUACCCAAUUAUACCUCAAUUCCGAGCUCAGGGAGCGGCUGGGGCUGGCGCUGGACCAUCACUCCAGAAUCUUCCAGAACCUCAACGGGGCCCUGGAGGAGCUCUCGAUUCGCUUCGAGCCCGACGGGAACCGAGUGAGGAACGACCUGAGCGGGACCUGGCCGGUGGUGAUCCAUGGGAAUGGUCCUACAAAGGUGGCUCUGAACUCUCUGGCCAAUUACGUGCCCCUGGGGUGGCGCCCGGGCGGCUGCGGGGACUGUGAGAGGGGCCGGAGGGACCUGAGGGACACCCCGCCCGAGGCGCUGCCCUGGGUGCUCAUCGGGGUCUUCGUGGCCGAGCCCACCCCGUUCCUGCCCCAAUUCCUGCGGCGGCUGCGGCGGCUGCGCUACCCCCGGGAGCGGCUGGGGCUGUUCCUGCACAACGCCGUCCCAGGCCACGCCCCCCAGGUCGAGGCCGCGUGGCCGCGGCUGCGGCGCCACUUUAGCUCCGCCCACCGCGAGGGGGCGGGGCUGGGCACGGCGGCGGCGCGAGACCGCGGCAUGGCGCUGUGCCGGCGGGACCCCCGCUGCGAUGGGUACCUGAGCCUGGACAGCGACGUCACCCUGAGGGACCCCGGGGUGCUGCGGGCGCUGCUGGAGCAGAACCGGCAGGUUCUGGCCCCCCUCCUGACCCGCUCCGGCCGUCUCUGGUCCAACUUCUGGGGCGCCCUCGGCCCCGACGGGUUCUACGCCCGGAGCCCCGACUACCUGGGCAUCGUCAGCGGGGAGCGCAGGGGCGUGUGGAACGUGCCCUACGUCAGCCACGCCUACCUGGUGGGCGGGGCCGCGCUGCGGGGGCCGCUGGGGGAGGGGCCCGUCUUCGACCACGCCCACCUGGACCCCGACAUGGCGUUCUGCGCCCGCGCCCGCGAGAAGGGGCUGUUCCUGCACGUCACCAACCGGCGGCACUUCGGGCACCUCCUGGUGACGGACGGAUUCAACGGCACCGGGAGGCGGCACCCGGAGCUGUGGGAGAGAACCCGCAACCCCUGGGACUGGGAUCAGCUCUAUCUGCACCGGAACCUGAGCCGAGUCCUGGAGGGGGACCUGAUCCAGGAGCCCUGCCCAGACGUGUUCCAGUUCCCGCUGUUCUCGGCGCGUUUCGGGCGGGACCUGCGGGAGGAGGCGGAGCUUCACGGGGGGUGGGCGGAGCAUCACCAGGGUCACUCGGUGCCGCUGUCAUCGCUGUCCCUCUCCCCCGUCCUGCAGGGGGCGCUGCGGGAGCUGCUGCCCCCCCUGGCCCGGCGCCUCUUCCCGGGAUACGCCCCCAAGGGUCGGACCGUGCUGAGCGCUGUGGUUCGCUACGACCCCGCCCCUUCCGGCCACGCCCCUUCCGGCCACGCCCCUUCCGGCCACGCCCCCUCGGCCCCGCCCCGACCCUCGGCCACGAUCAGCCUGAGCGUCACCCUGAGCCCCGCCCACGGUGCCGCCUGGCUGUUCCCCCGGCACGGCUGCCGCGCGCCGCUGCCGCCCCCGGGCUGGGCGCUGCUGCACCCCGGGCGCCUGACGCACCUUCCCCGGAGAGAGACCCCGAGACACCGAGCCCAGUACGGCCUGGAGCUGCUGCUGGACCCCUGAGCGCAAACUGGGCAAACUGGGACAGACUGGGACCCACACAGAGAGCCCAGUACGGACUGGAGCUGCUGCUGGACCCCUGAGCGCAAACUGGGAUG
This is a messenger RNA of Taeniopygia guttata (zebra finch), 2627 nucleotides long. The record is from RefSeq and is a predicted model, not a curated record. NCBI's taxonomy places the organism in Eukaryota, Metazoa, Chordata, Aves, Passeriformes, Estrildidae.